Messenger RNA from Xyrauchen texanus (razorback sucker), 2819 nucleotides. Its product is annotated as charged multivesicular body protein 3. Gene Ontology annotation, cellular component: ESCRT III complex; multivesicular body. Bases 98 to 763 code for a protein of 221 amino acids. Gene Ontology annotation, biological process: late endosome to vacuole transport; protein transport; endosome transport via multivesicular body sorting pathway. The record is from RefSeq and is a predicted model, not a curated record. The transcript has 6 exons. NCBI's taxonomy places the organism in Eukaryota, Metazoa, Chordata, Actinopteri, Cypriniformes, Catostomidae.
UUUUUUUAUAUGUUGAACGAUUGAAAUCAGGAAGUGGGCUUGUAAUGCACUAUUUUGAGCCCGUAUCUGUUUAACCUAACUAACUUAGAGGUUUAAAAUGGGGCUUUUUGGAAAGACACAAGAAAAACCACCAAAGGACCUGAUCAAUGAAUGGUCUCUUAAAAUCAGGAAAGAAAUGAGAGUUAUUGACAGGCAAAUCCGAGAUAUUCAAAGAGAAGAAGAGAAGGUGAAGAGAUCCAUCAAAGAUGCUGCUAAGAAGGGACAGAAAGAUGUCUGUAUCAUCCUCGCCAAAGAGAUGAUUCAAUCAAAGAAAGCGAUCAACAAGCUGUAUGCCUCAAAAGCACAAAUGAACUCUGUGCUACUCAGUAUGAAAAAUCAAUUGUCUGUAUUAAGGGUGGUUGGGGCCUUGCAGAAAAGCUCAGAGGUCAUGAAAGCCAUGCAAAGCCUGGUUAAAAUCCCAGAGCUUCAAGCUACCAUGAGAGAACUCUCAAAAGAGAUGAUGAAGGCCGGCAUUAUAGAGGAGAUGCUGGAGGAUACAAUGGAGGGUAUGGACGAUGAGGAGGAGAUGGAGGAAGCAGCAGAGGCAGAGGUGGACAAGAUCCUCUUUGAAAUCACAGCCGGUGCUCUUGGAAAAGCUCCCAGCAAAGUUACAGAUGCCCUGCCUGAAAUGGGGCCACCUGGGGCCACGGCAGCCUCAGAAGAUGAAGAAGAAGAAGAAGACAUUGAGGAGAUGCAGUCCAGACUAGCAGAACUGAGAAGCUAAAUGACCUAUAUAUAUUUCACCCCUAAGUGCUUCAGGCAUAGACAACAACCCCAUUUCUUUUUUUUUUCUGUUGUUCAGUCAUACAAAUUGUACCUAUAAGGGCCUUUUAGGCACCUUUCUGUUUUAUUUAAGGGUUCAUUUCAAACUGCACAAAAAAACUAAUUAAUUUCUAUUGAGGACGAUAUGGAAUAGAAAAAAAUACUUUAUUAUACAGAAUGAAUGAAAACAACAUGUUAUGAAGUGAGCACUCAAAUGUGGUAGCAGCUGGAUGCAUAUUUCAGCUCAUUGACUUUUUAUGGCCAUUUUCUUUAUAGGUAUUUAAACUCUGUUCAUUUUAAAUCUACGCCUACGGCUGAGCAGCUUGUCUAAGGAUCUGUUGUGCAGUGGUGUCAUAUUGGUGUCGGUCUAGUCGUUUUGUCUCUGUUGUCAUAUUUGCUGUUUUUUUGCUCAAGCCUUACUAAGGCUAAGUGAAUAGUUCUUUCCAAUAUCUUGUAAAUUGGUUUUACUAAGUAAGACAUUUUCAUGGAAGCCGUUACUUGUAAAUCUUGUACAAAUACGGAAUAUAAAAAUAUUGAUAAUGGUUUGCAUUGUUGUUUUGUAAGUAAACACUCCGUUAUAGAUGGAGUGGGGGCAGUUCAUACGGACAUUCUGAAUAAAGGAACGGUUGUGCUUGGGAACUGGCUAGCUUUUAUAGCUGGCCCCUAUCAAACCUGAAUGAACUGAUCCCAUUCUGUCUUGUUUUCUGUUUUGUUUCUGAAAAAAUUUGGAUUUCUGCCUGUUAUAGUUCAAAUCUGGUGAUGUCUUUGUAUUUUUAUGCUUUUGCUAUUUAGGCUCAUUUUACGUUACUAAUUUGUUCCUCUGUGCUCUUUGAUGAUGUAAAUGACUGUCAAUUCAACUUGGCAAGAAACGAUAACACAUCAUUUGUUUAACACUAUAAUAAUCAAUGCAACCCGGCUUUGUGGCCAGUCCCAUACGAUUUAAAUGUAUUGACCGAAUGUUGUGCGUGCUAUAAUUCUAACAGGAAGCAAUUGCCCUCAAACAGAGAGAGGAAAAUUAGUGCAUUUUUACAUCAUAAUUAAUUUUUAUUAUGGCAUGUUAAAAUCAGUGUCUAUGUAUUUUAUGUACAUUAUGGGCUCUGGAGUUAACAACAAGUACACAGAUUUUGUACAGAUUCAGACUCAAUAUGUAAUGUCGAAUUAUUUAUAAUCUCUUGAGUGAAUCAAAUUGAUGGAUAAUAUUGCUUCAUGUUAGACAUUUGCUGUCAAUGCCUGCACAAAUAUUUGUUUUGUGUUAUGGUAAAAAAAAUGUACUAAUACAUUUUACAAACAAAAAAGGGGUAUUUAGGUACAUUCGGAGAGCCAAUAAUCUUGUACAGAAGUAUUUGCUUUAAAGGGUGUUCUAAAGAAAAAUAAACAGCACUGAGUUUACACUCAAUAGACCUUGCUUACUAGGUAAAAGGGGGGUUAGCAUCUUGUCUAUUGGGAUUCUCAUGGGUUUAUUUCCCUUAUCUCAAUUUUCUCCCUUUCACCCCCUUUCUCUCCACUCAUCCACAGCUUGUAUGAGGGAACCAGAUAUUUUUGAGUGUCUUUUGACUGUGAAUCACCUCUAAUUUAGAAGCUAUAUUUUUUGUUUCACAAAGAAAAACUUAAAUACAAAAAAAAUAUAUACUGUAUAUGUUUUCCCUUAUAACCAUAGGUUUGGCAAAUUUGAGAAUUAUUCAGACAGAAGUCUUACAUGGAUAGCCAGCUUUCAGCAUUGGAAAGAAUUGUUGGCUUUAACAAUAGUUGUAGUACAGAAUAAUAUUCUGCUUACCUAGACAGCCUUUUUAGGCAACGUGUGUGCUGCCAACCUAAACAGCAUUGUUACAUAAAAGAUGAUAACUAAUAUUCUGUAAUUAAUAAGGGAAAUGUCAUUUUUGGUCAUGUGAUAUCUUAUAUAACACCCCAAAAUGCUAUUUAAGAAGUUAACUCUUAAAGUAAACUGGUAACACUUUACAUUAAAUUGCUUAUGUCUCUCAUAUUACAUGUUAUUAAUUAAAUAAAUGGCAUUACAAGAG